AUGGCAGCCAAUCUUGCAAGUCUAAUUGAAAGACUAGAAAAAGCUGUAGGAAGCUUGGAAGGUCUUGUUGGAUUUGGAGCUCCUGCAAGGGAAGAAAGAAAAGCAGCCACUGAAGAUGUUAAAGCUGUAGAAAAGAAAGCACCAGCUGAAGAAAUACCUCCCUUUUUGGUUGAAUUCCAGACUGCAGUCUUACUAUCCCUCUUUAAAUUGGAGACAAAAGCUGAUCAAGGUAGUUUAUUUUAAAACAUAAUUAGAUAUUAAAUUUACAUAGUAGAAAAAAAAAUAAUUCGUGCCAACCUUAUUGAAACAAUAAUCUAUUUAUACUCCCUCUUAAAUAUAUAAAACAAGACAUAUACAACUUUUUAAUUUUGAUAAAUAUAAAUUAUUAUUUUUGUCUAAAAAAAUUUUUGGUUCAAGAAAAAGGAUUAAUUUACCAAAAAAAAUCGAAAUUUAUCAAUAUUUUGUUCCAUUUAAAAGACAAGUUAGGUAAAAUCCCUCAGCUGCUUCAGACUGCUCAAGCAGUUGAUCCACAAGUUGUCCAAAUUGUAUUCAAUUUUUGCUAAUUUAGUCCUUAUUUUUUAUAUAAAUUAUAUUAACAUUUCAUAAUAAAGUCAAUAAACUUUAGUAUAAUUAACAUCUAGUCAAAUGAGUUCAUUAAAGGACUGAAUUUUGUCAAUGACUUGCUGAUUGCGUCUACCAAAUGCCGAAAACCUUCUGACCAAGAGAACCAAGAGCAUAUUAUCUCAAAACUCCAAGUGAUUUUUAAAGGAUUAGCAGACUUAAAAAACAUCAGAAACAAUUUCACUAACCAUUCCACUGCUGCCUUUGAAGCUGUACAAUCUAUUCAAUGGCCUAUUGCACCUAUGCCAGGACCAAUUGUAGACAACUUUUUAGAUGCUUCAGCAUUUUAUGGGAAUAAAGUUCUUAUGGCAAAGGUUGAGACCCACACAGCUUGGUAUAAAACAAUGAGAGAGACUGUGGUAGCAAUGAGAGAUUAUGUAAAGGCAAACUUUGCGCAAGGCUUAAACUGGAAUGCUAGAGGUGUUUCAAUUGGAGAGCAUUUUGCAGCUAAGCCAACCCAAGCUCCAAAAGAAGAAACUAAAGCUCCUGUUGAAGAGAAAAAAGCAGCCCGUGAAGAAACUAAAACACCUGCACCCGCUAAAAAAGAGCCUAACUCAGCUCUUAAUUGUAGUAAAAUCCCAUUUUUGAGAUUAAUCCUCAUUAAAUUAGACCAAUUUUUAAAAUUUAUCGACUUAAUCUAAUGGAGGGAAUCAAGUAGAAUGCUAUUUAAACAGUUAAGACACUGAAGAAUUAAUUUUAAUUAAUUCUUUAUAAAAUUUAAAAAAUAUAUGUAAUUUCUUAUUCUUUUAUUAUAAUGAUUUUUUUAAAAAAAUAUAAACCCCCUUUAUAUUGGAACAGAAUUAUUUGUUUCAAUUAAAAAGGGGGUGAAAUAAGAAAUUUGAAAGAGGCAUAAGCUGGAUUAUAGAAAACUAUUCAGAAAAUAAGACGCUCGAAAUUUCUCCUGAAGAAGCUGGGCUGAAAAAAGCUAUUAUGAUUGAAAACUGUGAAAAAUGUAUUAUCCAGGUCAAAGGGAAGGUAAAAUCAAUCAUCAUAAGCAAAUGCAAAAAUACCAGUGUUGUCUGCCAAGAUAUUGUUUCAGGGAUUGAAAUUGUAAAUUUCUAUUCUGAUUUGCCUAAAUAAUCUAUAUUUUUAUUUAAAAAAAUAAAAUAAAUUUAUUAUGGAAGCUAUGCUACCAAAACUCAGAUGCAAAGCACAGGCACUGUCCCAUCAAUUACCAUUGAUAACAGUGAUGGCGCUCAACUUUUCUUAUCAAAAGGCCUAGAUGACUUGAUUAUCACCACAUGUAAGAGCUCAGACAUGACAAUUACUAUUCCAGACCCUGCAUGUCCUGAUGAGUGGAUUGAAAAAGCAAUCCCUCAUCAGUUCACCCACAGAAUUUCUUCAGGAAAGGUAGCGAGCGCUGUCAGUGACGUUUAUAAUCAUUAG
This is a messenger RNA of Blepharisma stoltei, 2007 nucleotides long. The record is from the annotation of a GenBank genome assembly. Lineage: Eukaryota; Ciliophora; Heterotrichea; Heterotrichida; Blepharismidae.